This is a messenger RNA of Neoarthrinium moseri, 576 nucleotides long. RefSeq lists its product as uncharacterized. Gene Ontology annotation, molecular function: scytalone dehydratase activity. The transcript is spliced from 3 exons. The coding region runs from base 1 to 576 and encodes 191 amino acids. Gene Ontology annotation, biological process: melanin metabolic process. The record is from RefSeq and is a predicted model, not a curated record. NCBI's taxonomy places the organism in Eukaryota, Fungi, Ascomycota, Sordariomycetes, Amphisphaeriales, Apiosporaceae.
AUGGUGAACGGAAACAUUACUUUUGACGACUACCUUGGCCUCACGGCUUGCCUUGUCGAAUGGGCAGACAGCUACGAUAGCAAGGACUGGCAACGCCUCAGGAAAUGCAUCGCUCCUCAGCUAAGAAUUGAUUACCGGUCUUUCCUUGACAAACUGUGGGAAGCCAUGCCGGCAGAGGAGUUCAUCGCCAUGAUCUCCGACCCGGCAGUCCUGGGCGAUCCGCUUCUCAAGACCCAGCACUUCAUCGGAGGCACCAAGUGGGAGAAGGUUAGCGAUACUGAGGUCAUUGGCAUCCAUCAGCUCCGUGUUCCCCACCAGCGAUACACGGAUGAGACGCGCACAAAGGUUGCGGUUAAGGGGCACGCCCACAGCACCAACACCCACUGGUACAAGAAGGUUGAUGGUGAGUGGAAGUUCGCUGGACUCAACCCAGAGAUUCGUUGGGGCGAGUACGACUUCGAGAAGGUGUUUGCCAGCGGACGUGAUGCGUUUGGUGACGAGGCAAAGACGGAAGAUGCCAAGGCCGAGGGUAUCCCGGCCAAGUUCCAGGAGCGGGUCUCCGUAGCUGCUGUUUGA